Cladophialophora psammophila CBS 110553 is the source of this 897-nucleotide messenger RNA. RefSeq lists its product as uncharacterized. The transcript is spliced from 4 exons. The coding region runs from base 1 to 897 and encodes 298 amino acids. NCBI's taxonomy places the organism in Eukaryota, Fungi, Ascomycota, Eurotiomycetes, Chaetothyriales, Herpotrichiellaceae. The record is from RefSeq and is a predicted model, not a curated record.
AUGGCAAAACAACUCACCCUUCCCGAUGGUCGAAACCUCGAUUACAGCAUCACCGGAGCCAGAGAGGGCUUUCCUCUCAUAUGGUGUCACGGUACUCCUAGUGGCUAUAUUCCUAUACCAGCCCUGGCUCGAAGCUGUGAGAAGAAAGGCCUCAAAUUGGUCACUUUCUCUCGGUCCGGUUACGGUGGAUCAUCUAGGCGGAAAGGCAGGAACAUCGUGGACGAUGUUGAUGACGUGCGAGCGCUCUCGAAGCACCUUGGUCAUGACAAGUUUGUCGUCGGCGGAUGGAGCGGCGGCGGCCCACACUCUUUAGCCUGCGCGGCGAAGCUUGAAGGCUGCGUAGCUUCAAUCGUGAUCGCUGGUGUAGCUCCCUACAACGUUGAAGGAUUAGACUGGCUUGCAGGCCAAGGUCAAGAUAAUAUCGAUGAGUAUGCAGCCUCUAUGAAGGGCGAAUAUGCACUCAGAGAGUACUGUGAUGCGCAAAGACCAGGCCUUAUAAGCUCUACAGCAGCGGGCAUUAUCGAGCAAUUGUCCGCAAUCUUGCCAGAGGUCGAUAAGCGAGCAUUGCGUGAGUCUGCUGAACUUGGAUCAUACAUGGAGCAAACCAUGCGCGAGGGCCUCAAGUCUUCUUGUGACGGCUGGAUCGACGACGACUUUGCGUUUCUUGCGCCUUGGGGUUUCGACGUGGCGGAUAUCAAGGUUCCAGUCUUCUUAUAUCAGGGCAGCGAAGACUUGAUGGUUCCAUUCGCACAUGGACAGUGGUUGGGCUCACAUAUCAAUCAGAAGUAUUUAACCAACCACCUCGAACAGGGCGAAGGGCACAUAUCCAUCUUCUUAGGCAGGGUCGACACCAUGCUGGAUGAGAUCAAGGCCGUUAUUGAUGACAAAGCACAAUAG